GCCAGCCACAGAAUAGUGAGUGAGAGAGAUAGAGUGCUCAUUCAUGGUGCGGCAAGAGGAUCAGUAGCAUUAGGAACUAGGAACACCACACGUUGCAUUGCAUUGCAUUGCAUUGCAUUGCAUUGUUAACUUGUUAGUUAGAUCGUCUUCGUCAUCCCCUGAUUCCUGGUUUCUUGGAAAGGUUUUUUCUUCUUCUUCCUCACUUCUUUUCGUCGUUUGGGCAAUGGAGGUGGUGCUGGGUUCCGCCGCUCGCCGCUGCCUGGCUUCCACUGCCGUCGCCGCCGCGCGGGCUCUGCUGCAGAGGGUGAGCCGCCCCGGCAUCGCCGCCCGGUUUUUCUAGAUGUUUUAGGCAGCUUCUCCUUCUUCCUAUACUACAUUCUUUGAUUCUUUUGUACUACUGAUCCCCAUUGUUUCCUGCAUAUACAGCAUAACAUACACAUACCCAUCUCUGGUAGUCAUAGACAUUGAUUUGUUCUUCUUUCUUUUUAUACACAAAGAAAGUAACUGACCAAAUUCUUUCAUCCGGGAAACAAGAUCAUCUGGUUUUCGAACGGGCUCUAAUCUUUCUUUUGUACAUCGAUCCGUUCGUUCGUUCAUUCGUACACAGCAGCAGCUCACCUCACACGAUACAGGGAAAGAAAGAUCCUCUGGCCGUAUCCAGAUAGCACGGAGAGAGGCAGUGAGGAGAGGGGAAGUGGGAGUGAGGAGUGAAUCGGCAGAGAGGAGGAAGACGAACAAGACGACGAAGACGAAGCCACAGAGGAGGUCAGGAGGGCAGAGCAGAGGAGAGUAGGUCUCUUCUUGCCACACCGCUUCCGGCCGCGUCUCCGGGAUGUUGGCUGGUUGCUCCUUCUCGUCGUCGAGGCAUCAGAUGAGCACCGCGCAGCGAUUCGACAUCCUCCCCUACGGCUUCUCCAAGCGGGCGAGCAACCGCGGCGAUGGCUCCGGCGCCGCGCCGCGCGUCGCGGCGCCCGACGCCAGGAGCGGUGGCGGCGGCGGCACCUGCUCCUUCCGCGCCCACCCGGCGCCGCCAGUCACGCAGGCCGUUUCCUGGGGCGCCAAGCCGGAGCCCGGCGGCAAUGGCGCUGCGUGGGAGAGGAGCAGGGCCGUUAAGCGGGCCCAUGAGGAAGACGCAGGCGAGGAGUACGGCGGCCCCGUCGUUCGCGCCAAGCGGACGAGGAUGGGCGGGGACGGGGAUAAGGUAUGGUUCCAUCGAUCCAUUGCAGGGACAGUGCAAGCGGCCGGGUCCGGCGACGGACACGAAGCCGAGGAAGAGAAGGCCUUCCUGGUGCCGAGCGCCGCGGCGUUCCCCCACGGCAUGUCCGCCGCCGCCGCGGGCCCGUCGCUGGCCGUGGCCAAGAAAGAGGAGUUCAGCAAGUCGCCGUCCAACUCGCCGGCCUCGUCGGGCGGCACGGACGGCGGCUCGUCGGCUGUCCCGUGGCCGGAGCAGCUCCACGCGCAGAACGGCGCCGCGGCGCGGGUGGAGGCCAUGGAGCUCGUCGUCGCGCUCACCGCCUGCGCCGACUCCGUCGCCGCCUGCAACCACGACGCCGCCAACUACUACCUGGCGCGGCUGGGCGAGAUGGCCUCCCCCGCGGGGCCCACGCCGAUGCACCGCGUGGCCGCCUACUUCGCGGAGGCGCUCACGCUGCGCGUGGUGCGCAUGUGGCCCCAGGUGUUCGACGUUAGCCCGCCGCGCGAGCUCACCGACGGCGCCGUCGCCGCCGACGACGACGCGACGGCGCUGCGGGUGCUCAACGCCGUCACCCCGAUCCCGCGCUUCCUGCACUUCACCCUCAACGAGCGGGUGCUCCGCGCGUUCGACGGCCACGACCGCGUCCACGUCAUUGACUUCGACAUCAAGCAGGGGCUGCAGUGGCCGGGCCUCCUCCAGAGCCUCGCCACGCGCGUGGCUCCCCCGGCGCACGUGCGGAUCACCGGCGUCGGCGAGUCAAGACAGGAGCUGCAGGAGACCGGCGCGCGGCUGGGGCGCGUGGCCGCCGCGCUCGGGCUCGCGUUCGAGUUCCACGCCGUGGUGGACCGCCUCGAGGACGUCCGCCUGUGGAUGCUCCACGUGAAGCGCGGCGAGUGCGUCGCCGUGAACUGCGUCCUCGCGGCGCACCGCCUGCUCCGCGACGAGACCGGCGCCGCGGUGGCCGACUUCCUCGGGCUCACGCGCAGCACGGGCGCCGCCAUCCUCCUCCUGGGCGAGCACGAGGACGCCCUCAACUCCGGGCGGUGGGAGGCGCGGUUCGCGCGCGCGCUGCGGUACUACGCCGCGGCGUUCGACGCCGUGGAGGCGGCUGGGCUGGCGGACGCCAGCCCCGCGAGGGCCAAGGCGGAGGAGAUGUUCGCGCGGGAGAUCCGCAACGCGGUGGCGUUCGAGGCCGCGGACCGCUUCGAGCGGCACGAGACCUUCACCGGGUGGCGGCAGCGCAUGCAGGAAGGCGGGUUCCAGAACGCCGGCAUCGGCGACCGGGAGGCGUUGCAGGGGCGCAUGAUCGCGAGGAUGUUCGCGCCGGGCAACUACAGCGUGCAGGUGCAGGGCGACGGCGAGGGGCUCACGCUCCGGUGGAUGGACCAGGCCAUGUACACCGUGUCCGCGUGGACGCCGGUCAGCGACGGGGGCAGCACGGUGUCUGCGUCUGUCUCCACCACAGCAUCCCAUUCUCAGCAUAGCUGAAUGGGGGGAAG
This is a messenger RNA of Zea mays, 2694 nucleotides long. RefSeq names its product ATP synthase D chain, mitochondrial. The record is from RefSeq and is marked validated. The transcript has a single exon. NCBI's taxonomy places the organism in Eukaryota, Viridiplantae, Streptophyta, Magnoliopsida, Poales, Poaceae. Bases 833 to 2683 code for a protein of 616 amino acids.